UAUUAUACACUCAUAUACACUCAUAUACACCCAUAUACAGUCAUCGCCGGAGUUCCGUUCUCCGACGAACUCCAACACUACCACCAGAAACCAACUGUUCAAACAUCAAAGAUCCGGCGUGACAGAAGGAGAGGAGAAAUAAAAAAAAAUAAAAAAAAAUAAAUAAAGAUCCGGAGUGACAGAGGGAGAUGGGAAAUUAAAAAAAAAAAGUAAAAAAUUAAAAAAAAAAUUAAAAAAUUAAAAAAUAAGAAAAGAAAAGGAGGCAGUGGCGAACUCCGAAAAAAAAACGAAAAAGAAGGAGGCAAUGGAGAGAGAGGGGGAGGAAGAGGGGAAUGGGUCAUUUUUUGAAAAGUAAUUUUUGUUUAAACUGAAGAUAGGCUACUGUGGGCAAGAAACUCAAAUAUGGGCUAAAUUUGGUAGCAUUGGUACCCCAAUUGAUAUUGAGUAUAAUUAUCCCAUAAUUUUUACCCCUCAAUCUUCGACUAGUAGCUUAACUAUUUGCUAUUGUUCAUCUAAAUAGUUAAAUUAAUAUGAUUAACUAUGUCUUUAUUUGAUUUUAUUGUAGUGCAAAAAUGGCAACUCAGACAAAUCAACACUCGGCUGAAACUGUUGCACUCUCUUUUGUGGAUCAAUAUUAUCGCAUUUUACAUAGGCUUAUCGACCAGUCUUAUCGAUUUUAUAAGCAAAAUAGUGCCCUAAGUUGGCCUCAGCCUGAUGGUGAAAUUAAAUAUGUGACAACGUCCGAAGGCAUAAAUGAAUUUAUUGUGUCAUGUCACUUCAAGAAUAACAAAGUGGAAGCCACAACUAUUGACUCCCAAUUAUCUGCUGCUGGGGGUGUUCUUGUGGUUGUUACGGCGAGUUUGAUCAGGCAAGAUGACUCGAGAAAAACUUUCUCUCAGACAUUUUUUCUUGCUCCACAGGAGAAAGGAUACUAUGUCUUGAACGACAUUUUUCGAUUUGUUGGCGUACAAGAAUCUUCAUUAGUCGUUGAGGAGCAGGUUGAUGAAAAUGCUUUAGUUUCUCCUAUGGUAUUGCAUCCAGAACCAGCUACUGAAAGCAAAGCUGGAUAUAAUGUCGAAGCUCAUGGUAAAGAAGUUUAUGAGAUAAUCCCCGUUGUUGAGAAUGCGGCUCCUAAACUUAGCUAUGCAUCAAUGAUAAAGAAGAGCAGGUCCUCACGGCCAACGAAUACCCCCUACAGAAUUGUAAGGAUUGUUGGAGAUGCUGGUCUCCCAUCAGCACCUAAAAAACUUCAAGCUAAUGUCGGCUUAGCUAAGGCUCUAGCGCCUAAUUCUAGUGGUGUGUUGAAAGUUGCAGCUCCUUCAAUCAAUGUUGCACCAGACAAUUUCAAUGAGGACAUUCAAUGUAAAUCGAUAUACAUAGGAGGAUUACCAACCAAUACAGCAAAAAGGGAUCUCCACGAUGUUGUCAAACAGUUUCGACCAGUUCAUACUCACGACGUUCAACUCAAAACUUAUGAGGUAUAUCAGGAUGGAUAUUGCUAUGGGUUUGUACAUUUUCAGGAUGCAAUUUCUGCUCAAAAUGCAAUUAAUACCCAUCACAUUAUUGUAAAGGGAAGAGAAGCCUACAUAAAGUUCAAAGAAUUAACAAAGGUACCUACCUAUUGCUUUGGGAGGACAAAGUCUCCAUCUGGUGUAUUUCGCAACAGUAAGCACUAUAUGAGCGGUUUUGAGUCGCGAAGCUGGUCGCAGAGUUCUGAUAGACAAAGGGGAGAAGGUUACCUGCAGCAAAACUACAGAAAGAGGGACCACAGAGGUGGUGCCAAUACAACUAUAAUUAGUAUUGUGACCUUGUUGUAG
This is a messenger RNA of Lycium ferocissimum, 1817 nucleotides long. Its product is annotated as nuclear transport factor 2-like. The transcript is spliced from 8 exons. Lineage: Eukaryota; Viridiplantae; Streptophyta; Magnoliopsida; Solanales; Solanaceae. The record is from RefSeq and is a predicted model, not a curated record. Bases 573 to 1817 code for a protein of 414 amino acids. Gene Ontology annotation, molecular function: mRNA binding. Gene Ontology annotation, cellular component: cytosol; ribonucleoprotein complex.